AUAUAGGGAGGUUGCAUGCCAUUUCUAAUACUAUGCAGCCACGCAUCUGUCUGCCCAUCCCUCACACCAUCCUCGUCACUCUCUUUUCAUUUUUCUUUUUCUUUCUCUUUAUUCUCUCGCUCUCUUUUAACACAACAAACAAAAAACUUAUAUAAAAUCCCCUUCCUUCUUCAUCUCUUUCAUUCAUUCAUUCAAUUAAACCCAAACACAAUACUCCUUCAAUGUUUCCCUAAGAUUUAAUUUCUUUCUAGCCCAGAAAACUGAGAAAGAUUUUUCAUUACGAUUUUAUCAUUUUAUUUUUUUUUUGCUUCUCAUUCCAGAAAUGGAUUCCCUUUGUGCUGAUCAACAACAACAACAACACCACAAGUUUCAUCACUCUCACCAGCUCUAUCUUGGCGGCAAGAAAAGCCUGAGAGAAAUCGACAUCCCACCCAGAAAGCUUCUCAGCCGCCGUGCCGCCGCCGCCGCCGCCGUGGCCCACCUUGAUUCUUCCGACCAUCAUUUCUUCAUGGAUUCCCCGAAAUCGCUUCAUCACGAGGAGGCCGCCCUGCUUCAGAAAUUCUUGCCUUACAACAACAUUGAUGAGGACGACGAUGACGAUGCUGAUCCCUACUCUUCUGAUCAUUUCAGGAUGUAUGAAUUUAAGGUCAGGAAGUGUACCCGCAGCCGCAGCCAUGAUUGGACCGACUGCCCUUUUGCUCAUCCCGGUGAAAAGGCCCGGAGGAGGGACCCGCGAAGGUUCCAUUACUCCGGCACGGUUUGCUCGGAGUUUCGCCGGGGAAAUUGCAGCCGCGGCGACAACUGCGAGUUCGCACACGGGGUGUUUGAAUGUUGGCUUCACCCAACCCGCUACAGAACAGAGGCUUGCAAAGAUGGGAAGAAUUGCAAGAGGAAGAUUUGCUUCUUCGCUCACUCUCCCCGCCAGCUGCGUGUUUUGCCGGCAAGCUGUCACGAAACUACUCCGGCCGCUUCGUCGUCUCCGGUGGUCGAGAGGAAGCACCACCGGAAUCUGAAUGUGAAUCCUUGCUGCAUGUGUUGCCACUCUGUUUCGGCUUCACCCACCUCGACUUUAAUGGGAAUGUCCCAUUUAUCACCUCCCCUGUCUCCAUCCCUUUCGCCGCCGCUUUCCCCGGUGACAGCCCGAUUUUCGCCGGUUUCGAGGUACAAAGAUCAUUAUGGAGUUGUUGAGCCAUGUGGGUUGGCUAAUCAAUUUAAUUCCGUUGACGGCGGUAUGGCCGGAAUGAGUUACAAGGAUGCAUUGACCGAAUUGAUGACUUCUCUUGAGACAAUGCAAUUGAGUGAGGUUUCUCCUCAUCAUCAUGCAGCAGCUGCUAGAACAAGCAACAUGCCUGGGAAUUUGUCAUGGAUUGAUGUGAAUUUCAAUAAUGGAGUUGAUGAUCAGCCACAGUUUAUUAUGUCUCCUUCGACUCCUAGUCCAGCUGCAGGGACUACAAACAAGUUUUUCCACAGGAAUUUUAAUCCAGUCAGGAGUUUCAAUCUCGAAGAAAGCAAGUGCAUUAGUACUUCUACUGCUAAUGAUCAGAAUACUGGAUUGGUUGGACCUGAUUUUGGUUGGGUCAAUGAUCUCUUGACCUAACAUUGUUGUGCAAAAUCAAGAUGAUGAUGAUGAUGGUGAAAAUUAGGAGGAGAAAAGGAGUAUGAUUUUUGUAUAUAUAAUCGUUUUGCUAUGCAUGCGUCCACACAAAUUUUUCUGCUGCAACAGAUGAAGAAGAUUAAUGGUUGUGUGAGAUUGAAACUCUCUCGGAGGAGGAGGAUCGUUCGAUGGGAUGUGAUUAUUUUCGUUCAAAUAUUUUUGCUUUGGAUUUUUAAAUUUCUACUGAUGCUGGUCUUAAGCUAGCAAUUUGUUGCUACGAAUUGAAUGUUGUUGAAUUUUUCUGGUCCUUUUGUCAGGUGUUAAUAUUUGGAAGGGUUUAAAUUUAUCCUUGGUUGUCUUCUGUAGAUGUGUUUUUUGCUUUAACAAUGUAACGAGUGAGUGAAAAGGGAUUGUCUGAUGAUGAUUGAUCAUUUUCUUUCACCCCCUUUGUAAAAGAUUGAUGACUCCGAAUGUGUACUAAACUAAAUAAAUUAUUAUGCAUUAUGUCUUUCGAUUUAACCUUCAUUUGGC
This is a messenger RNA of Oldenlandia corymbosa var. corymbosa, 2125 nucleotides long. NCBI's taxonomy places the organism in Eukaryota, Viridiplantae, Streptophyta, Magnoliopsida, Gentianales, Rubiaceae. The record is from the annotation of a GenBank genome assembly.